Molecule: messenger RNA, 1875 nt
Organism: Verticillium nonalfalfae
Lineage: Eukaryota; Fungi; Ascomycota; Sordariomycetes; Glomerellales; Plectosphaerellaceae
Gene: PPP2R1B
Product: protein phosphatase 2, regulatory subunit A
Exons: 8
Coding region: 1-1875 (624 amino acids)
Biological process (GO): protein dephosphorylation
Cellular component (GO): cytoplasm; protein phosphatase type 2A complex
Molecular function (GO): protein phosphatase regulator activity
Source: RefSeq, a predicted model, not a curated record
AUGGCAGACGCGCCGAAUGCCACCGACGAGCUCUACCCCAUCGCCGUCCUCAUUGACGAGCUCAAGCACGACGAUGUUCUUCUCCGUCUCAAUGCCAUUCACCGUCUCUCCACUAUUGCCCUCGCUCUCGGCGCCGAGCGCACUCGCGAUGAGCUGAUUCCUUUUCUCGAUGAGUCUGUCGAGGACGAGGACGAGGUUCUCGUUGCUCUCAGCGAGGAGCUCGGCAGCUUUAUCGAGUACGUCGGAGGUCCUGACUUUGGUCACGUCCUCCUGUCCCCUCUCGAGAACCUUGCCGCGAUAGAGGAGCCCGUCGUCCGUGACAAGGCUGUCGAGUCCCUCAACAAGAUCUGCAACGAACUCUCUCCCAAGCAAGUCGAAGAGUACUUCAUCCCCCUCACAUUCCGCCUCUCCAAGGCCGAUUGGUUCACCUCCAAGGUGUCCGGCUGCGGCCUCUACACGGCCCCUUACAGUAAGGUGUCUGCCGGCACCCAGGAAGAUUUGCGAAAGGCGUUCGGUCAGCUUGUGCAUGACGAGACACCCAUGGUCCGUCGUCAGGCCGCCACCAACAUGGCCAAGUUUGUCAAGGAAAUGCCCGCCGACGUUGUCAUUGAGGAGAUGAUGCCCCUUUUCCAGCACCUCGCCCAGGACGACCAGGAUAGUGUCCGGCUGUUGACUAUCGAGAUUUUGGCUUCCAUCGCUGAGGUCGUUCCCAAGGAACAGCAAUCCAGCCACGGCGUUCUCCUCGCUCUUCUGCGCAGCUUGAUCGAGGACAAGAGCUGGAGGGUGCGCUACAUGAUUGCCGACCGCUUUGAACAGAUUGCAAAGGCUGUCGACGAUGAGGUUCUUUCCAGAGACCUUGUCCCUGCCUUCGUCAAGAUGCUCAAGGACACCGAGGCUGAAGUCAGGACUGCCAUCGCUGGCCAAAUACCCGGCUUCUGCGCUCUCAUCGAUCGCAAUGUCCUGCUCAAUGACAUCAUGGGCAGCAUCGAAGAUCUCGUUUCCGACACCUCCCAGCACGUCCGGGCGGCGCUUGGUACGCAGAUUAGCGGCCUCGCCCCUAUUCUCGGCAAGCAGGAGACUAUUGACCACUUGCUCCCCAUGUUCCUCCAGAUGCUCAAGGAUGAGUUUCCUGAGGUCCGCCUGCACAUCAUUUCCAAGCUCGAGCUUGUCAACCAGGUCAUCGGCAUUGAGCUGCUCUCGCAGUCGCUGCUCCCGGCUAUCAUCCAGCUGGCCGAGGACAAGCAAUGGCGCGUUCGUCUGGCCAUUAUCGAAUACAUUCCGCUCCUGGCCAGCCAGCUAGGUGUCAAGUUCUUCGACGAGAAGCUGGCUAAUCUUUGCAUGGGCUGGCUCGGCGAUACGGUCUUCUCUAUCCGAGAGGCCGCCACGCACAACCUGAAGAAGUUGACCGAGGUCUUUGGUGUUGAGUGGGCCAACGAGGCUAUCAUUCCGAAGGUCAUGGCCAUGGGCAACCACCCCAAUUAUCUCUACAGGAUGACCACCUGCUUCGCCAUUACUACGCUCGCCUCGGUUGUCAGCAUGGACGUCAUUGCGAAGAGCAUCCUGCCCCAGCUCCUCGACAAGCUUGCCGAAGACGACAUUCCUAACAUUCGCUUCAACGUAGCCAAGACGUACGGAGUCCUCGUUGACGUGCUGCGUCGCUUGCCUGAGGAGGGCACCAUUUAUGCGCUGGAGAAGGAGGGCGCCAGCUUCACGCCAUCGCCGCGUGGCAUGGAGCUCAUUCAGUCAAGGAUUCUGCCCAAGCUGGAGAAGCUGCAGAAGGACGACGAUGUGGAUGUUCGCUUUUUCGCCACGACAGCUGCCAACAGCGUGACGGGUGCGGCGGCAAGCGGCGAGCCGAUGAACACAUCACCAUAG